GGGAGGGGGAAGCGACCGGCGUCCGCCUCUGCCACUGCAGCUGCAGCCCCCGAUGUCGCCGCAGUAAUCCGCGUCUGGCAGCACCCGCACCCUCGGCAGCCGCAGCCUCAGCACCGCAGAGCGGAGCCCGGAGCCUGUUGCCCAGCAGGAUGGCUGUAGCUCCUCCGAGUUACUGUUUUGUGGCCUUCCCACCGCGUGCUAAGGAUGGUGAGGUGGUAUUUGGGAAGAAUUCAGCCCGGCCCAGAGAUGAAGUACAGGAGGUCGUGUAUUUCCCUGCAGCUGAUCAUGACCCAGAGAGCAAGGUUGAGUGCACUUACAUUUCAAUCGACCAGGUUCCGAGGACCCAUGCCAUCGUGAUAAGCAGACCUGCCUGGCUCUGGGGGGCAGAGAUGGGAGCCAACGAACACGGAGUGUGCAUAGCCAAUGCAGCCGUCAGCACCAGAGAGCCAGCUGCCGAGACGGAAGCCCUGCUGGGGAUGGAUCUGGUCAGGCUUGGUUUAGAAAGAGGGGAAACAGCUAAAGAAGCCUUAGAUACCAUCGUCUCCUUGUUGGAAGAACAUGGACAAGGUGGGAAUUACUAUGAAGAUGCAAGCUCCUGCCAUAGCUUUCAAAGCGCAUAUCUGAUUGUGGAUCGUGACGAAGCCUGGGUGCUCGAGACCAUAGGGAAGUACUGGGCUGCCGAGAGAGUCACAGAGGGAGUGAAGUGCAUUUGCAAUCAGCUGUCACUCACCACUAAGAUGGACGCCGAGCACCCUGAACUCAGGAGUUACGCUCAGAGUCAAGGCUGGUGGACGGGAGAUGGCGAAUUCAACUUUUCUGAAGUGUUUUCUGCAGCUGAUGCUCAUCUAGACUGCUGUGCAGGCAAAGAUAGCUUAGAAAACCAAGAAGAAAGCAUUACUGUGCAGACCAUGAUUAACAUCCUACGGGACAAAGCCAGUGGAGUCUGUAUAGACUCUGAAUCCUUCCUCACCACAGCCAGUACUGUGUCUGUCCUGCCUCAGAAAAGAAGCUCACCAUGCAUUCACUACUUCACUGGGACCCCAGAUCCUUCCAGAUCCAUAUUCAAGCCUUUCAUCUUUGUUGAUGAUGUAAAACUUGUCCCCAAAGCACAAUCUCCUUGUUUUGGGGACGAUGACCCUGCCAAAAAGGAGCCUCGGUUCCAGGAGAAACCAGACCGCCGGCAUGAGCUGUACAAGGCCCACGAGUGGGCACGUGUUGUCCUCGAAAGUGGCCAGGAGCAAGGUCACAAGCUGAGGAAGACCAUGCUGGAACUGGAGAAGCAAGGUCUGGAAGCCAUGGAAGAAAUCCUGACCAGUUCUGACCCCCCAGACCCCACGGAAGUGGGGGAUCUUUUCUAUGACUGUGUAGACACGGAGAUUAAGUUCUUUAAGUGAAGUAAGCAUUCCCUUUUCCCUUCUUAUUUAAAACUUCCCACCUUACUAAAUUACCAGCGAAACAAACCACUCUCCUGUUUGAGUAAAAUGAGAACGUUAAGAUGUGGCCUCCUUUUCUGAAGCCGGACAGGACUGUCUCCUCGUGUUCUGCCUCGAGUCUCACACCCCCCCUUCCUCUGCAGUGUAACGCGUAUCCCAUUUACCUGUCGUUCAGUUGUGUGACUAACUGUGGAUUUAAGCUGCUAUUAUUGUACUUCAGUGACAAUGGACACAUUAGCCUUUUACAGGGGGACUAGAGUUCAUGGGGCCUUGAAAGGCAGGCUCCACAAUGCCGAGCUGGCGGGAAAAGCAAACGCUUUUGAAGUCUCAGUCUCUCUCAGUAGUGGUUUCUUUCAGGUGAACAGAAAGCGUUUGUCUGCACACACAGGCCCCUUGUGUGCGGAGCCGAGGGAGAACCUCCCUGGCUUCCCUCAACCUGCGUGCACGCCUGUGGGGCACAGUGUCCCCGAGGGGUCUUCUGGGGGACAGAAUAAAAGGUGGCUCCCCUCCAAUCCCACCUCCUUCCUGAGUUGUGUGACCCUGAGGAAACUAUCUUCCCUUCACUGUGGUGGGUCUGCUGAACUCCCUGUGUGGGCAGGAGAGCUGGUGUCUGUGAGAGCUGGAACCCACCCACUUUGCAGACUCCAAGUCACCGUGUGGAUCUCUGAAAGGCCCAGCUGCACACCUGCCACAGGCCUUGUGUGGAAGUGAUUCCCGGCCUAGUUACCAGCGUCUUGCCGAGGAUUAUUUGAGUGGCCCUGUGGCAUAGUUCCACCCCACAAAGCUGUGAAUCUCUCAACUAAUGAGGGAAAGAAAAGCAGGAACUCUCUGACUAUUUAGAUUCCAUUUAAAAGUAGCUGGAAUCUGAGCAGUCACUGCAUUAGCUCAGCAGAGAGAUUUUAAUUGAACUCAUUUGUUUCCAAUGUUCACUUAAAGGAUUUGACUUUCCACCAGGGCAUAGAAUAGCAUAUGAGGAAGACCAGAUGGGCUUAGCAUGGGGAAGAAAGAGGGCAAGAAGGCACCAGAUGGAUGUGAAAGCAUUUCUCUACAGGGUACCCCUCAUGCUUCUGCCCGGCCUGCGUAUCCAUAAAUCUGCAUACUGCCGUCCCCAGUCUUCCCCCAGAGCCUUAUAGCUCAUAUGCCCCAGUGGCUGCCUUUGUUCAGACUGGUAGCUGAAGUGGGUAGGUGGUGGCAGUGGUGGGGGUUACCUCUACCUAUUGAAACUCUUAACCACUCCUGGAAUGUGCAGAGAUGGUUUUCAGAAGUGCGUAUUAAUAUAGCAGCUAGUGGGAGGGCACUGUUGGGCCUAACUCUGCUUCAUCAUUCUUGUCAGGACUCUGCAGAUGGAAAUAUUGUGAGUAUCUGUAGUCUCAGAAGUAAGUUAGAGGUAGCAACUUCUCAGCAGCAGUAUCACAGGCCAUGAGAGCUGGCAGGGACCCAGCCCCUCAUUAAAUAGGUGUAAACACUGAACAUCAGAGGGCUUAUCAGAACAAAAAUAUUUUCUACCAGCCCCCCAGAACAUGAGUAUAGGACUGUCACGAGCUUUUUGCUCAGCAGUUCUGUCAAUUCUGCACAUAAAACCAUAACCAUAAGUGGUGAGAGGUGGGAAUAUUUCAGCUGACUAAGUUAGUGGUAACCAAUAAUGGUGGCCUGUCAUUGCCAAAAGAUUUGUGCAAAUUUUGCUUUGGAUUUCACUCCUGAUGAAUUUAGGGUGUCUUCUUGGGUAGAGCAGCCAUUCUGAAGGCACACAUCUGCAGCUGCUACACAGGAUAGGGUGAUGUAGGUACCUGUCCCCUCUCAAGUCCACCUGCUUAGUGGAUGUUUAAAGCAAGAUGAUGCAGAAAUCCACUAUAAAAUUUCAACAUGGUUUCAUGUUGACUUAUUAUGGAAACAUUUCAUCAGACCUGACCUGUCUGAGGCAACUAGAGUGAUUUGGGGUUUGAACAAAAGAUGUCUAGUGAGAAUAAAUUACACAGAGGCCUGCUUCCAAUCCUAUGGGCCAAACCAAGGUCAUGGAUAACCAUGCUGGCUUUAGGUCAUUACCCACUCCAUGCAGUGGGAACAUCAUGGCAACUUCUGUUAGGGGACAUUGAGCUUGAUCAGGCAUCUCAGAAAGGGACCAAUUAAUUGGGCAUUGUCUUGGCUAAUUCAGUGUACACAAUUGUGAUAUCCCUUCUUACCACUAGAGGGCAUGACAGCCCUCUUUGGUGCAACCUGGCAGCCCUUAAGCUGGGUGUGGUCACUCCCAUCAGGCCUGGGGUGGUCUGUGUACCCACUAAGAACUCCAAUGAUGGUGGUGGGACCGACCCAUAGGGAAAGACAAGAAGACAGGAGAGGAUUCUUCUGAUGUGGCAGCACUGUCUUUCAUGACUUUUAUUAUAAACAAUUGGAAAUAUGUUGAAGGAUUUUUGGCUGUUGUAGUAUGAAUUUAAAAACAAGCAAACAAACAAAAAACUCCAGGCAUUUUUGCUUUGGAAAAAUUGCUUUUUACAUGGAUAAUUUCUUGACCAGGGAUUGCUUUUCUGAAGGCAAUAUGGGGAAAAUGAACAUUUUGCCCAAGAGAUAAUGUAUGAAAAGAAUGCUUAAAGGUCACAGUGUGUAAAUAGCAUCCUAGAAUCUCAUUUGUGUAGCUAUUCAGACUUCAGGGGACCUGUGCAUGCUUUGUGCAGAAGGGAGACAUGGCCAGACUGGACAGACUCUCUCCCCCACCCUUGUACCCCAUAACCAGACAAAAGCUAGUGAGUUUUGUCUAGCAGAUGGGAUUUACAAAGAUAGCCCUAAUACUGAAGGACAGAGGCUCCAGUAAAAGUAACUUAGCAAAGCAGAACUAGAGUACCAUUUCGUUCUAGGAGCUGCUUUGAAACUUUAGGUAGAAUAAAGAUAUAACUGAAAUUAUAAAGAUUCUUUAGUACCCAAUAACAUAGGACCCAGUAUUGUUAUUAGAAGGAGGCUUUCUUACAAGCUAACACAGCUGGUAUAUGCCUAUUAGAUUUUAGCAGUGGAGUUCCUUUACUAUUGGGUGAAUAGGUAUAAGAAAUAACUACCCACCAGGGAAAUUACUUUGCUUGCUAACUGAUAUCAUCCCACAUUGGUGCAGGUGGUGUACAAUUCUGGUCCAGCAGGGAAGCCAGAUGGGGCCAGGUAUCUGUCAUGAGACCGCUAAAUGCAUGCUUGACUGAAGAUCCACCCAUCAUUUACUGGGAAGGUCUUCAGAUGAGUUCUUAGCUUCAGGAAGGAAGCACACAGAGGAGGGAAGUCUGAGGGGAGGGAGCCCCCUUGCUGGACAUGCUCGUGGGAGGUGGAGGAGCAGCAGGUCACUUGCACGUGCUGCCCUGGCUCUAUGCUUCCUCAUAGCUGUGGCCUUUCACUUCCCACAGUCCUAAGUCCCAGCUCCCCUUCUAUGGUUUCUGUCAAAAUGUGCUUUAUCUGAACAACUUCAAACAUCCUGAAAUGUCUCCUGCAGAUUUCUCAUGGGAACUAAUAUGUACAUGUUUGCAAUCAUGUUAUGAAAAUUUAAAUAUGUGAGAUGGAAAAUGCUGUUGGCAGGGAAUAAAAAAACAUAUUUGUGUUUCCUGCAGUGGGAACUGACUAUGUAAUCUUUAACUGUCUUUUGUACAAGUAUCUACGAACCAGAUAACAUCCCUAUCCAGUGCUUGCCGUUGGAAUUGUCUCUAAAUACAUCAAACACGUAAUAAUAAAAUACUGAAAUUAA
Otolemur garnettii (small-eared galago) is the source of this 5145-nucleotide messenger RNA. It is a transcript of the gene SCRN1, whose product is annotated as secernin 1. Gene Ontology annotation, molecular function: dipeptidase activity; cysteine-type exopeptidase activity. Lineage: Eukaryota; Metazoa; Chordata; Mammalia; Primates; Galagidae. Bases 150 to 1394 code for a protein of 414 amino acids. Gene Ontology annotation, biological process: proteolysis. The transcript has 8 exons. The record is from RefSeq and is a predicted model, not a curated record.